UACUAGGUAUAUCAUUACAUUCAAUCAGCUGAUACAAGUAAAUACAGUUGAUGUUUUUAUAUUUUUAAAAUUAAUCACGUGAUUAUUAUAAGUGGUUAACGAACGUUACUUUUUAAAUGAUCAGGGUUCCGAAUUCCGAAUUCAUAAUAUGGUCAAAAGAUCAAUACAAAUCAAAAUCUAAUCAUUUUUCAGCUGAAUCCAAAAAAUUAUUUUUAAAAUGAUGUCAAACGUUUUGAUUUUUGGACUUUUCUUGACAAUUUACGUUACUAAUACGUCAGCUUACAAUAAAAGUUGUGCAAAACUUGGAGAAGUUUGUAAAGACGAAGCUCACUGUUGUAAUAAAUUCAAUGGGUGUUAUUUAUCACUAAAGGAGAAUUUUUCUCAUUGUGGAGGCGAUGGCUUACUUGAUAGUAGUUGUAGACAUCCAAUAGAAUGUUCGAAAAUUUUGGGAGGAACUUGUAAAAAUGGAAUUUGUGACUGUAAAUCGGAUCAUAGAAGAUACAAUAGACAUCGAUGCAAACCCCGUCACCUGAAACCGUGGGCUAGAUGGCACGACUAAUAAAGAUUAUUCGCUAAGAAUAUAUUU
Cotesia glomerata is the source of this 586-nucleotide messenger RNA. RefSeq lists its product as uncharacterized. Lineage: Eukaryota; Metazoa; Arthropoda; Insecta; Hymenoptera; Braconidae. The transcript has 5 exons. Bases 218 to 559 code for a protein of 113 amino acids. The record is from RefSeq and is a predicted model, not a curated record.